Messenger RNA from Drosophila arizonae, 593 nucleotides. Its product is annotated as protein snakeskin. The record is from RefSeq and is a predicted model, not a curated record. Lineage: Eukaryota; Metazoa; Arthropoda; Insecta; Diptera; Drosophilidae. Gene Ontology annotation, biological process: septate junction assembly. Gene Ontology annotation, cellular component: plasma membrane.
CCCAACAGGAGCUAAGCGAAACACAGACGUAUUAACGGGAACGCCAUGGAGUUUAACAAUCGUUUGCUAUUGAAGAUCAUUGAGCUGGGUAUUGCCAUCGCCUGUGUUGUGCUCUAUGAGGUUGUUGGAGAUCUAAGCAAGCGUCCGCUGAUUGUGUGCGGCACCAUUGUGGGCUACACAAUCAUCUGCGCCGUCCUGCUGAUCGGGCACUUCAUCAACUCGGUUGUGGAGAAGCGUCUCAAUGCGCUGCUCUCGCUGCUCGGCUGCAUUCUGUUCGUGGCCUCCGGUGCCUUGGUCAUUGAUGAGUGGCAUGAUGCCUACGAUUUCUUGAAGGAUCGCAAGCGCAACGCCCUCGCAGCUGGCUCCCUGAUGAUCAUCAAUGGCGCCGUCUUUCUAUUGGACAUGCUCUCCAUUUGCAGAACGUAAGCCCCAAAAGCAAACAAGGGGUAUCCAUGCAGAGAGCAACUGUCUCUCUGUCUCUCUCUACAAAUAUAUCUCUAAAUUUUUUUUUUAUUGUGAAUCGAAAUUCUCAUGGCUUCUGUGUGGGUCAUAAAAUGCGAAUAAUGAAUCUUGUGUAAACUAUAUACAUAUAU